This is a messenger RNA of Meriones unguiculatus (Mongolian gerbil), 2812 nucleotides long. It is a transcript of the gene Agtr2, whose product is annotated as angiotensin II receptor type 2. The transcript has 3 exons. Gene Ontology annotation, molecular function: angiotensin type II receptor activity. The record is from RefSeq and is a predicted model, not a curated record. Gene Ontology annotation, cellular component: membrane. NCBI's taxonomy places the organism in Eukaryota, Metazoa, Chordata, Mammalia, Rodentia, Muridae. Gene Ontology annotation, biological process: inflammatory response; immune response; blood vessel diameter maintenance. Bases 161 to 1252 code for a protein of 363 amino acids.
CCCAGAGUCUAGGGAUGGAGAGAGCACAGAAUUGAAAGCUUUCUUCAUCCUGAAUUUUUAAGGAUUGCAUGUGUGAGCUAAGUAAGCUGAUUUUUGAUAACUUCUUUAAACACUGGCAACUAAGAAGGUGUAAGAAUUACGGAGUUGCUGACAAUUCAGUAUGAAGGACAAUUUCAGUUUUGCCGCCACCAGCAGAAACAUCACCAGCAGCCUUCCUUUUGUUAAUCUCAACAUGUCUGGCACUAAUGAUCUCAUCUUUAAUUGCUCACAUAAACCAUCAGAUAAGCAUUUGGAAGCAAUUCCUGUUCUCUACUACCUUAUUUUUGUGAUUGGUUUUGCUGUUAAUAUCAUUGUGGUCUCACUGUUUUGUUGUCAAAAAGGUCCUAAAAAGGUUUCUAGCAUUUAUAUCUUCAAUCUGGCUGUGGCUGACUUACUCCUUUUGGCUACCCUCCCUCUCUGGGCAACCUAUUACUCUUACAGAUAUGACUGGCUCUUUGGACCUGUGAUGUGCAAAGUGUUUGGUUCUUUUCUGACCCUGAACAUGUUUGCGAGUAUUUUUUUUAUUACCUGCAUGAGUGUUGAUAGGUACCAAUCAGUUAUCUACCCUUUUCUGUCUCAAAGAAGGAAUCCCUGGCAAGCAUCUUAUGUAGUCCCCCUUGUUUGGUGUAUGGCUUGUCUGUCCUCAUUGCCAACAUUUUACUUCCGAGAUGUCAGAACCAUUGAAUACUUAGGUGUGAAUGCUUGUGUUAUGGCUUUCCCACCAGAGAAAUAUGCCCAGUGGUCUGCUGGGAUUGCCUUGAUGAAAAAUGUCCUUGGAUUUAUUAUUCCUUUGAUAUUCAUAGCAACAUGUUACUUUGGAAUCAGAAAACAUCUGCUGAAGACCAAUAGCUAUGGGAAGAAUAGAAUAACCAGGGACCAAGUCCUGAAGAUGGCAGCUGCUGUAGUGUUGGCAUUCAUCAUUUGCUGGCUUCCCUUUCAUGUUCUGACCUUCUUGGAUGCUCUGUCCUGGAUGGGUAUCAUUAAUAGCUGUGAAGUUAUGGCCGUCAUUGACCUGGCACUUCCUUUUGCCAUCCUCCUGGGAUUCACCAACAGCUGUGUUAAUCCCUUUCUGUAUUGUUUCGUUGGAAACCGCUUCCAACAGAAGCUCCGCAGUAUGUUCAGGGUUCCCAUUACUUGGCUCCAAGGCAAGAGAGAGACUAUGUCUUGCCGAAAAAGCAGUUCUCUUAGAGAAAUGGACACCUUUGUGUCUUAAAUUUGUUAGUCGGAUACAUGUGAUAAGCCUAGCGAAUGGCUUGGAGGCCCACACUUAUGAUCUUUAAAUGGCAUCAGUAUAACAAUUUUUUGCCUUAUCUAAUCUUUACUUGCUCCCCAGAACAGAAAUUCAAUUAUAACUGUAAAUUUUUAUACUUCAUCAACUUUCAGUGAUUGUGCCUUGUUUCUCUUGUCCCUUAGCUUGGAAUUGUCAUAGGUGAGCAAUAUCUGUAAUCUAGAAGUGACUGGGGAUGUUAUCUCAAAUUAUAAUUAACAAAUUAUGGGGGUGAUUUGGCAUUUCAGAUUUCUCCCUGGAAAAUGCUGGCAUUUCUUAGUGGAGUUUUAUGUCCAUUUUCACCAGAUUUUUCUUUUCUCUUGACUAAGGGCCAAAUUUAACCUCUUACUCUAACCAGCAUAUCCAGGUGAACACUAAGCUUAGCAUGAUAUACUCUUCUAUAUAUACCAUAGGUUAGUAGUCUCAGUAUGUAGUUCCUCCUUCUAAAGAAAUUGUUAAGUUGUAUUCCUUUUCUAUUUCACUUGAGUAUAGCCUUGUACUUACUACAUACUGAAUAGGCUAUAUACUGAAUAGGUCUAGAAUGUAGAUUAAAUCGCACUUCUUUAUUUUAGCUUAUUCUUGCAGUUAUAGAAAGUACAGUAUUUAGUAAAACAGAACUGCAAUGAAAAUUUUAUUACCCUCUAAACUGAAUACAUACAUUGAAAACUUUUAAUCCAUUUGACUAGUCAAAGAUUUCUAUUCUCCUUAGAUAAUUUUUGAAUACUACAACAAAACACUGUGUAUUAUUACACUACGUAAACGUCACUUUUUACAUUUUUAACCUUUUGAAUGUGCUGUUUUGAUAUAUUCAGUGGUGACUUGAAUUUAAUUAUUCAUGCUUUUGUUCUGGGCUGUGUCCCAAAAUAUCUCUUUGACCCUGAAAAAGAGAGGAUUCUUUAAUUCUUUAACUUUAUAAUAAACUGCAAACUGGAAUAGGAAAAAGUAAUGUCAGAAUGAAAUUUUGAUGAUGCCUUCUUGGCAGCAAUGAGACCUAGCAAACUGCAAGUUUGGUGUCCAGCAAGGAACUUGUCAGAACAAAGAUCCCCUAAGGAGUAGUUUGAACCUGCAUUUCUGGGCACAGUUCCAGAAUGUAUAAGAGUCUGUGAAGGUGAUUUAAAUCAAGCACAGAUCCACAGAGCUCAUUUUCAAUACAAGUACAUCUCUAACAUUAGAGAAAUAUAGUACCUGAAACUGAGUUACCUAAUAUUUACUCAAUCUUGAGAAUGAAUAUUAUCUCUGAAGUUCAAAAUUUCAUUCUCGUCAUGCCCCAUAUUAUACCAGGUCACAUAAGAUGAUCCUGGACCAAUGCUGAACUAUGAGGUAGAUUUAAAGUUUUGAGGACUUAACAUUUUUGUCAGAUUACUGGUUUUUAGGUUGAAGAAUCCUCUCAUACAUCUUCCUGAGAAAUUCCUUAUCUCAUGUAUUCAUGUAUUUUUUUCAGUAAAAAAUAUAUAUCUAAAUGUAUAAUCAAUUAUGGCUUCAUGUUUUAAGUAAUUUUAUACAACA